Messenger RNA from Dibothriocephalus latus, 432 nucleotides. Lineage: Eukaryota; Metazoa; Platyhelminthes; Cestoda; Diphyllobothriidea; Diphyllobothriidae. The record is from the annotation of a GenBank genome assembly.
AUGGCCGUUCGCGAGACGCGCAUUGGCGAACGCUUCCUACCGCUGUUCGGAUUCGCGGGUUUCGUCAGGUUUCCCGCUUUCUUAUAUCCGUCGUCUUCGGCGUGGUCUUCUUGUCCUGUUCCCCUGGGGCAUCCUUUGUCCCGCCUCCGUAUUCCUUCCUACAUUCACCUCCGCCGUAAAAUUCGUGUCUGUCAGGUGGGUCAGCAGUACAUACGCUUCUCUUUCGUGCAUUUCGCUGGCACGCGUCCGCUGACUUUCUGCAUCUGGGGGUUCACUAACAUGGAGCAGAUGGAGCAGUUUGCGCGCAGGCUUUCGUUCUGCCUCGCCUCGCAGAUUCCGCUGCUCUCAUCUACACAUUGCAAAACAUUCGAGGGAAAUGAUUCUUACCUGCCGCCGCGCGUCUUCUCCUGGUCUGCAUCUGCGGUUUCGUGA